GAAUAAUGUAUGUGUCAUUAAUUGGAAGGUCAAAUGUAGGAAAGUCGCGACUGUUUAACUCAAUCCUAGCGCAGGCAGGGAAGGCCUCGAACAUACUCAAGUCGAUAGUCUCGGAAAAACCAGGAACGACCAGAGAUUCCAAACAAGCACAAUUUUACCUGAAAGGAAAUAAAAUAACAUUAGUGGAUACAGGAGGAUUUGAAGCUUUCCUGACGAAAACCCAGAAAAGAGAAGAUUCCACACUCUCCAAGAUCAUUGAGAGAGAAACGCACAAGGCAGUGAGAAGUUCAAACCUGAUUUUUUUUGUUCUGGAUGGAUCUGAAGGAGUUACUCCGCUGGAUGUCCACCUGGCUGAAAAAUUAAGAAACUGGCUUGACCAGGCACACAUUAAGCCUGAAGUCAAACUAGUGAUCAAUAAACUAGAGAAUAAAGGAUCAGAUGAGUAUUACGAAGCUCUAAGUGACUGUUUAUCAGACUGUCACACCCUGUACAUGGGUGAACCCGUGUUUGUGAGUGCUCAGGAACGCUCAGGGAUAGAUAAGCUUACAGGAAUUAUGGAAAGUAUGCUUCCAAAUAAGGAGACCAGAAAACUUGAGGAUUUGGCAAUAAUGCCAAAAAUACACGCUGAAGAGCCUGAAAAUACUCAGGAGUUGGAAGAAGAAUUGGAAGAUAUUGAGGAUCUUCAUAACCACUUUGAGAUUGAGAAAUCACUCAGAGUCUGUAAUACAGUGAAGGGAAACUAUAGACCAAGUGACAGAUGGAUUAAACUUCUUAAUAACGUGUGUGGAAUACCAUUUAUCAGUAAAGAAGAGGGUGAAUAUGUCAUUCCUUCAAUUCACUCACCUUCAGAAAGAUUAGCAAAUCUAUAUUUAUCAGAUAAUCAUGAAACUCAACCUGUAACUCCCAGUGACGAGUUAGUAAAUCUAACUUUAAAUAACUCUUUUGAAACUACUUCUUCUGAGAAUACAGAUGAACUAGGUAAGGAUACACAUAAAUUAGAUGAAAAGAACACCUUUUCACACCAAACUAUAGGUGAAUUAGAUAAAGAAAAUCCAAAUUGUAGAUUAGUAAAUAACUCUGAGGAGACUGAAUACCCUAAUUUAGAUUCCAGUAAGGAUCCAAAUUUACAAACUGAACACCCAAAUUUAGAGUCCGAACAACCAAAUUUAGAAGAAAAUAAAGCAAAACCUAAAACAAAGAUAGUGGAUGAUGUAAUAAAUCCGAUAAAUUUAUUAGUGUUGGGAAGUAUGGAUAGUAAUAGAGAUAAGUUAUUAUCAAUGCUUUGUGAGAAUUACGGCGAAACUGAAUUCUCAGAUACUUCGCCAAAUUGGCAUUCAUUUUAUUCCAACUGGCCAGUAAAAGUGAAAGAUCAGGAGGUAAUACAGCCAGUAGAAAUUGUAGUUUCGUCACCUUUGAACUUGGGAGGAAGUAUAGGGAAAUCAGCUGUACUACAGACACUUUCACUUCUUAGAAAGUGUGAUUUCGUACUUUUCUGUAUAAAUAACGAGGACGAGAAUAGGAAAUCGCAGGAUGAGACUAAGAAAGUGACCUUGUCAAAGAGAGAAAUCGCAUGGCUUUCAAGAGCAAUAAGGUUUAAUAAACCUAUAGCAAUCGCAGCCUUGGUUAGAGAAGGGUAUAAAAACUGUAAAUUAUUUCUUAAUAAGGACUAUCCACUCAGUUUUGAGUUUCAAAACAUACCAAUUGUUCCAGUGUUUCCCUCAGGAAAUCCCGCUAAAAAGUCAAUUAAAAGAUUAAAAAAUGACAUAACAUCACUGUUACACAUGAGUAAGCAGAUGAUUGAGACUAGUACUUUGAAUUCAUGGCUUAGAGCUUUUAUCGCAAAGUGGCCUCCACCUUGGAAAGACGGUUCAAAGAUUAAUUUAAAGUUUGCAGCCCAGGUAAGGUCAAGUCCUCCGACAUUUGUCCUUUGGUCAAAUGUAUUUGCCACCUUCCCUCAGCAUUACUUGAGACAGUUGAAAUUGGCACUUUCAGAGGAGUUUGGUUUUUUAGGUAUCCCACUCAAAUUCGUACUCAAAACCACAUUUAAGUAUAAGCCAAACUCCAACAAAUUAAAGUCAAUUAAACUCAAACGUCAACUCUUCAACUAAUUUUCCCUUUUAUCAAUGUACACACUAACUACAGCUGCAAACAAUCGUCAUUAG
This is a messenger RNA of Theileria parva strain Muguga, 2162 nucleotides long. RefSeq names its product GTPase domain protein (gene der). The coding region runs from base 6 to 2108 and encodes 700 amino acids. Lineage: Eukaryota; Apicomplexa; Aconoidasida; Piroplasmida; Theileriidae. The record is from RefSeq and is a predicted model, not a curated record. The transcript has a single exon. Gene Ontology annotation, molecular function: GTP binding.